AUGUGUUGCACUAAGGCAAAGAAUGGUCAUAUAUUACACACAGAACCAACCACAACUGAAGCCCCUACCACUACUGAAGCUCCAACCACUACUGAAGCUCCAACCACAACUGAAGCCCCAACUACUACACCGGAACCCCCAACUACUACACCGGAACCUACAAGCGCACCGGAACCUACAACCACUACACCGGAACCUACAACCACCACACCAGAACCUACAACCACACCAGAACCUACAACCACACCAGAACCUACAACCACACCAGAACCUACAACCACAACAGAAACAACAACAACAAUUAUUACAACAACGCCAACUGAAACCACCACAACUGAGACUACAACCACAGAAAUAAUUACAACAACCACCAUUACUACUACGACUACAGAAACUACAACUACUACUGAAGCACCAUGUAAUCUGAACCUCGGGAUGGAGGACGGAUUGGAAGUUACAUUCCGAUUGCACGAUGGUCAGGACUCACCAUCAGAUGAACCAUGGUACCCAUCCUUAUCUGAAGAUCAUGAAUCUCUUACUAUUGUAUUCGACCAUGAGACAAUUGUAAAGAAAAUUAAGAUUGUUGAAAUGGAAAGUGAAGUCACAGAAUUGACUGCAGAAGUGGGUGUCUACAAUGACGAAACUCAAGACUUUGUCAUGAUAAGUGAGGGAGACGAAUCUGAAAGGUAUGUGGUUGAAAAGGUGGAUCCAGUUACGUUCAGGGAUAUUGACUUGCCAGAAGAUUUGGAACCAACACAACAAAUCAUUCUCCAUCUCAUUGAGUUAGAUGGAUCUGCUGCCGAUCCUUCAUUUAGGAUUGAAGUCUAUGGUUGUUACUUGAAUGAGCCAACUACAGUAAUAACUACCACUGUAAUUACAACCACAACUGAGGAACCAACAACCACAACCGAGGAACCAACAACAACAACCGAGGAACCAACAACCACAACCGAGGAACCAACAACCACAACUGAGGAACCAACAACCACAACCGAAGAACCAACAACCACAACCGAGGAACCAACAACCACAACCGAGGAACCAACCACAACCGAGGAACCAACAACCACAACCGAGGAACCAACCACAACCGAGGAACCAACAACCACAACCGAGGAACCACCCACAACCGAGGAGCCAACCACAACCGAGGAACCAACAACUGAGGAACCUACCACAACCGAGGAAUCAACAACUGAGGAACCUACCACCACCAUAGUAACAAUUUGGUCAACAACAUCUCCAUCAUCCACAGUAUCAACAGAGAGAACUGUUUCUAGUACUACACAAACAAUACAAACUACUACACAGACACCAGAAGAGACCACAAUAGUUACAGUUACAGCCACAGAACAACAUUGUGAUGAUGUUCUUGGUAUGAAUGAUGUCAUAAUUGGAGAGAGAUCUACAUAUGAUGAUGAUACUGGAUCUGGUACAAGGAUUGGCGAAGAAGACCCAUGGCUAGUACAUGCAGAUGAUAUAACUUCUGAACCCUGGGUUGAGAUUGAUUUUGAUGAUCCAGUUACUGUCAAUAAAGUACUAGUCCAACCAUAUAUAGAUUAUUCAGCCACUCAAAUUGAAAUUGAAUAUCGCAUACCAGAAACGGAAGUAUUUGUACCAGUAACUGAUGUUGGCACAUCAGAUCCAAAGCUUUUUGGACUAUCCGAUUAUCCAACUAGUGAUGAAUAUGGCACAAAUGUUGUUAACGUGGUACUUCCUGAAGGUAUUGCAGCAACGUCUGCCAUCAGGAUCAAAGCCGUUAACUGGGCAGAACCUGGCAUUAGUAUACGUUUCGAUGUAGUAGGAUGUGCUGCUGAAGUCACCACUACAUCGGUAGUAACCACUCGCUUAACCCCAACAUUAAUAGAAACCACCACAACAACUGUAUCUCCAACAACACCAUCUGUAACAGGAUCACCUCCCACUCCUGUAACUUCCACUAGACCUCCUGAAACUACUACGGUCCAUACUCAUUCUGAAACUCCACCCCUGGUAACUUCCACUAGACCUCCUGAAACUACUACAGUCCAUACUCCAUCUGAAACUACACCCCCAGUAACUUCCACUAGACCUCCUCAAACUACUACAGUCCAUACUCCAUCUGAAGCUACAACUACUACUGUAAGCCACACUCCUCAAACUACUACAGUCCAUACUCCAUCUGAAACUACACCCACUCCUGAAACUACUACAGUCCAUACUCAUUCUGAAACUACACCCACUCCUGAAACUACUACAGUCCAUACUCAUUCUGAAACUACACCCACUCCUGAAGCUACUACAGUCCAUACUCAUUCUGAAACUCCACCCACUCCUGAAACUACUACAGUCCAUACUCAUUCUGAAACUCCACCCACUCCUGAAACUACUACAGUCCAUACUCAUUCUGAAACUCCACCCACUCCUGAAACUACUACAGUCCAUACUCAUUCUGAAACUACACCCACUCCUGUAAGCCACACUGAAAGUACUACAAUCCCAGCACCAUCAACAACAUUUACAACUAUGCCAGACUGUCAGUAUCCAUUAAAUGAAUAUGAAGAAUACAGAUUUGUAAAUGGUGAAAAUGGCAUACCAAAUACUUACCUUGGCGCUCAGGAUCCAUGGAUUGGCAGUACAGAUGAUUACCCCCAAAUUAUUGUUGGAUGGUCUUCACCUGGUGUGUACAUUUCAAAGAUGGCUGUUCAGGGUAAUGGACCAUUCGUUCCAACCUCAUUCACUCUGGAGUUGGAGUCCGAAGAAGGAUCUGGUUUUGUACUUUUAAAUCAAGACUUUGAAAUACCAAUGGACAGUGGCGAUGAGAUUGUAAAUUUUGAUAUCGCGCUUGCCAACCAAGGAAUGUCUGUAACCAACCGGAAAUUCAAACCUGCAGCCUCUCGCUAUAGUGAGUGUCACAGAUGGUAUAGGUGCAAUCCUAAAGAUGUGUAUAAGAGACAGCGAAUAUACAACUUAACAUUUGUGAUAACGUAUGGAGAGAGUGUGCGUGUAAGCGAAUGUGGAUUUGCAACUUGUACACCAGAGACCACAUCACUUGCUGACCAGCGGGCAAUCAAUGAGUGCCAUGUGACACACUGCGAAGAGGGCUAUCAACUAGUUGAGCCUGUAGGUCAAUGCUGUCACUGCGAACCAGUGUGCCAGGGAGGUCAGUAUUAUGAUGAAGUUUGUGCCUGCCGACGAACUUGUUCUGACAGGGAUCCAGACUGUAGUGAUGAAGAGCGUUGCUCCCCUGGGUGUGUUUGUCCGGAAGAUCGUUACUUCGAUGGUAUUGAAUGCGUGGAGACAUGUCCAUGUGAACACCCAGAAGGCGUUACACUUGAAAAUGGUGUUAGCAAAUGGAGACAACCUGGUAGGCCUUGGGUAGAAUGCAAAUGGACUGAUCAUGAUAACUGUGAUUCCACUUGUUAUGAAAUUUGUGACUUACAGCCAACCGACUGCCAAGAAGGGUAUGAGUUGGUCAACUUGGAUAGCACUGAUUUCAUUGAAUGUACUUGUGAGCCAAUUGAUCGCUGCCAAGAUGAUGAUGGAAAUUUCUAUGCUGUUAAUGAUGAGUGGCGAGUGGAUGUGUGUGAAAGCUGUCUGUGUCAUUCCAUGAACGAUAUUCGGUGUACUAUUAGCCUGUGUCAAAGUGAUAUGCUAUGCCCAGUAGGUAUGGCUCCACACACACCUACAGGAGAGUGUUGUCCACGCUGUAUGCCUGAGCCAGCAAGUACAGUCAGAACUACAACUGAGGAAUAUACAACAACCAGUCACCCUACACGUCCACCUACUACUGUCUCGCAUUCCACAUCGCCAACCACUCCUCAUUGUGCUCAUGAAUGUUCGGAUGGCUCUUGCUUGUAUCACCGUAAUCUUGUGUGCAACGGACGUUAUGAAUGUGCCGAUCACAGUGAUGAAGAGGAUUGCGAAACAACCCCAGGAUCAACGACAACCAUUCAUGUUACAACACCAGCACCACCUUGCGAUGAAUCUUGCAACUAUGUGGUAACUUGUUCCCAGCUUUCGGCAAUGACAGUGGGUGCGCCAUGGUCACUUUUACUUACGGAUGUCAACAACGCUCUUUGCAAUCCUCUAUUUACGAAUCAUCAAUGUUCCUGUCCAGCUGGCUAUGAACGGGAUGUCAGAAGCAACAGUGGCUUCCUUGAUCUAUUCCGACCAUAUAAUUAUGGGGAUACUGGACUGUGUGUAAGACGUGAACGUUUAAGCUGUGGAAAUCGCUGUAUUGUUAACGAAGAUUUGGUUUUGAAUUUGGGAGGUACAUUUGACCGCAACGGAUGUGAAGUAUGCGAAUGUGUCGAUAUGGAUGGAAGCGCAGAGAUUGAAUGUCACUUCAGUUGUAAUGUUGCACCUGAAUCUUGCACCAACCAAGGACUUGUACUACACCAACCAGAGAAUGGCUGUUGUGAGUGUGUGAAUCCACUUAGCACAGUUAACACUGUUACACCUCCAGCCAUUUGUGAUGAUGUAUGUAUAUAUGAUGCCGGUUGCGAUGUUCUCUUCCACAAUUUUGACGAGACGUUGAGUCCAGUUAGCGAAGAUGAAACCGCCUCGUGUAUAGCACAUCGUGUCAGCACAUCAUGCGAUUGUCCAGUCGGAACAGUGUUUGAUAAUUUACCACAGAGCGUCGACUCAUCCAGUUACUGGGGAAGUCAGUUGUGUGUGCGUCCUACAAGCUCCUGUGUGUCUCUGUGUGAAUUUGGCGGCCAAGUUUAUGGAGUUGAUGAUGAAUUCAUCUUAGCCUGUGAGACGUGUACAUGUACAGAAAUGACUAGCACAGAUAACACUCUAACUGCUGAUUGGGAUUGUGUUCCAAUGCCAGAUUGCCACCCCACCACAACUGUGAUGACCACAACUGUUGCUUCUACAACUGUUGGGUAUUGUGAGGCAAAUACUGUUAGAGAGUUUGCAGAGACCUGCAAUACUUGUGAGUGCAAUGUACUUACUGGUGAAUUUGACAGCAACUGCCAGAGCUACUGUAGGGAAACCUGUCAAGAGGGUUUCAGGUUGAUUGAUGACGAUAACAUAUGUUGCCAUUGUGAACCAUCACCAACUACUCCCACUCCUCCUACUACUACUUUUGUAACACCAACUGAAUUCACUGGAUCUACACCAAGUGUACCUCCAACCCCAGAACAUUCAACAACUACAACCUUCCCAACAACAACACGUCCACGCUGUCCCCAGCAUUGUUAUUGUACAGUUGGAUGUGGGCAGGCAGAAGUCUGUGAGCGAUUGGAUGGUUGCGAUGAUUCGUGUGAAUGUGUAGAUGCUGAUUCUACUACUGAUGUGGGUCGAUGUCUCGUCGUCAUUAGUGAUUGCCCAACUACGACACAGAUUGUGACUACCACAACACUACCAGUAACAACAGAGCGUACAACCCAUCAUUCCUUCCCAACGACUGGUUUAACAACUGAAAUUCAAGUCUGUGGUGACCAGUGCACUCAAGAGGUUAACUGUAACGGUUUAAGUAACUUUGUGGAGGGCAGCCAACUCUUUGAAUCGACUUUGAGCUGUGACAGUUGCAUCUGUCCAAGUGGCUACGUCAAAGAUGAUGUAGGAAGCACUGUACUAAGAGAAAGCUAUGGAAUCGAGUUUGCUCCUGGUUCUGGCUAUUGUGUGAAUCUAGGACCAUGUCCUCCACCACACUGCUAUGCUAAUGGCCUUUCAUUUGCGGAUGACGACGUCUAUGCUAUCUCAGACUGCCAGACUUGUACUUGUCGAGCACAAAAUGGCACAAGUGACUGGGUUGAAUGCGAGACUACUUGUAAUGUAGAGCAAGAAGAAUGUGUAGAGCGUGGAAUGGUGUUGAGAGUCGAAACAGAUGGGUGCUGUCAUUGUGUUGAUACAGCUACAACUGCCAGAUCUACUACAGCAGUACCGCCUUGCGAACAUUGUAGCUAUGUGAUGAAUUGUGAACAGUAUCGCGCCCUUGAUAGUCUUGAUGCUUCACCUGUAUCAUCGUCUGAGCAGGUGGCUUGUCUUGCUGAGAAGAACUUGGGUGAAUGUGGUUGCCCAUACGGCUUUGCAGAAGAUGAAAAAUGGGGCACUGAUAUGUGCUUCUCAUACCCAGCAGAAGACUCUUGCCGAACGCAGUGUGAAUAUGAGGGUACAGUGUACGUGGCUGGUGAUACACUAGAAGUUGAUUGCUACGAUUACGUGUGCCAAGUUGAAAGUGAAUUUGUGAACGCCUGGGAUAUUUCAUCAGCAAGAUGCAUCACUGUCCCUCCUGUUGUUACCACAGCUGAAGUGACCACUACAGCAACUGUUACUGUAACUGAAUAUGUGUGCAGUACUGUGUGCAACUGUGAGGCAACAUGCCUUGAUAUUGCAACUGGAGCUGGAGCGGAUAGUCCAUGUGAAGUCUCCCCUAUGUGCUUAAACUGUCUGUGUGAAGAGGGAUAUUACCGUGACGAUAUCUUUGACUCCAAUAUGUGUCUGCCUCAACUAGACUGUCAGUGUCAGUACAAUGGCAGGCAAUAUGAGGAGGGAGAAACAUUCUGGAUGAGUGACUGUGAGGAGUGUACAUGCUCAAAUGGUGAGACAGUCUGCACAGCUGGCUGUCGACUUACAGAUCAAUCAUGUGAAAUGCAAGGAAUGGUCUUAGCAAAUCAAGAACAAUCAUGCUGUGAGUGUGUAUCCCUCGCCACAACAUCUAGCACUGUGACCACAGCAACUACUACGCCAACAGAAACAACGACAGUUACUACAACAGUGGUUACAACAACAUCACCGACACCAACACAUAUUCAUACUACAACUCCCUCAACCACAGUUACAACUACUACACCAAAUCCCACAACCACAGUUACUACAACCGUUACUACAACAGAGAGUAUCAUUGUGGAAACGACGACUGUGGAAACGACAACAACUGUACCAACAACCGAGGUGCCAACAACCGAGGCACCAAUGACUGAGGCUCCAACAACCGAGGCACCAACGACCGAGACGCCAACGACCGAGGCACCAAUGACAGAGGCUCCAACAACCGAGCCUCCAACGACGGAGGUGCCAACGACCGAGGCUCCAACGACCGAGGCACCAGCAACAGAGGCUCCAACGACCGAGGCACCAACAACAGAGGCUCCAACGACCGAGGCACCAACAACCGAGACUAUCACUACAACCAGGUCUACCACUACUGAGGGUACUACAUCAAUUGAAACAACCACCAUUUCAACCACACGUCUUACCACUGAGGAGGUCUGUGACCGUAAUUUGGAUGAUCAGGAAGAAGUUCGAUACAGUUCUGAUGCUAUUAGCGGAGAUACGCUGCUGAAUAGUGUGAACACUUUCCAUCCUGUUAACCCAGAAGAUGUAUAUGCCAGUGUCUCAUUUUUGGUACCAGUGAUGGUUUCUGGCAUUCGUUUCCGUGGAAGUACCGACAAUGCUGCCUCAGAUGUUUCGAUUUCCUAUGACGACAGAAGUGUUGGGAAUUUUGAUGUCUUGAAUGAAGAGGACCCAAGUAGCAUAAAAGUGAUUGAAUUUGAAAACCCAGUUGGACCUCUUGAAGAGAUAAGGAUAGAUGUAAUAGACUAUAUUGGAGAAUAUCCAAGUCUUCAGUUUGAUAUACUUGGUUGUGCAGCACAAGUAUCGACGGAAACAACAACCAUGAUAAUUACUACAGAGUCAACUCCAGCCGAAACAACAGUAGUGUCUACUACAAUAACCACAACAACACAGACACCAUCCGAGACCACUGUGCAUUCAACCACAAUUACGCCAACAGAAACGACCACUACAAUGUCCACCACCACGGAGGGAACUACUACUUCUACAGAGACAACUACAACUUCCACAGGAGUAACUCAUGUCGAGACUACAACAACACCAAUAAUUGUCACAACACGUUCAACCUCGACAUCGACAACUGAAAGUACCCCUGUCACGCCACAAGAAUGCCUUUACAAUGGUUUGAUCUACAAUAUUGGGGAGGAAAUUCCAUCCGAAAGUGCAUGUGAAGAAAUUUCCUGUACAGAUGAAGGUGUGACAACUGUAACUGCUAGUUGUGAUAUAUCUUGUGAUGAGGGCACUCUGCGAUACAUUGAUGGAGAAUGCUGUCCCAUAUGUGAGCCAUCAGAAAUUUGCAGAGUGGUGUCCGAUCAGAUUGAUGGUCUAGUCGUCGAUGGAUGCGAAGCCCAGAUUCCAAUUCGUCACACAAUGUGUCAAGGACGCUGUAAUUCCCGAGCUAACACCACCCUUGAUAUGCCGUACAUGGAUGUCGCCUGUGAAUGUUGCAAGCCAACAAGCACAACCACCAGCACGGUACCACUCAUGUGCGAAAACGGUGACACACGUGAUUAUCAAUACCUUGUCAUUGAGGCUUGCAGCUGCGACGCUUGUGAAUAUGAAGUAGAGACACCGCAGCUUGGCAACUCUGUUGGCUUCGUCGGGGGUGGCGAUGCUAAUGGGCAGUAGAUAGAUAGCAUUUUUGAGGGCAAUAUAAUACCAUGCCCACAAUAAAAUGUGAGACUAAAUAUUGGUCUCAUACGAAGCUACAUCAAGAUAGUAUAGUUUUAAUUAUCGAUAUGACCCUGGAACGUCUUUAACAAAGAUUCUCUGCAGCUGUUAUUCAAAUUUUAAGUUUAUUUAGCAUAUAAAAAUGGUUAAUUGUGUAUGAUUUCAACCAAAAAAUACUGAUAUCUGAGAUUUUAAGAAUAUUAAAUAAAUAAUUUUAAUUUAGGCUUGCUAAUGUGAUAUAAAUUGUGAAGAAAUUGGCCUACAUUUGAAAGAGAUGCUUGAAGAAAGUGCACAACAGCAAAAGAAAUGUUUUAUAUAUUUAAAUUAUAUACAAUCAUGUAAAGAUGUACAAACAAAUGUGAAUAGAAAUAUAUCAAUAAUUGUGUAAUUGAAUCUAGAAUGCAUUCACCUGAAAUAUGUGUUAAGCAUAUAUAAUAUGUUAUCACUAGGUUUUUGUCAUUACAUCUUGUAUUAUACACAGUUAAAGCCAACAUGACUCACUUAGCAGCUAGUAGGUGUAUGUCAAUUGUAAACAAUUUCCAUAUUUAUGUAUUUUUCCAUUUCAUUCUUUAGGUAGGGGUGGUGGGUAAGUCGAACAUUAAACAUUCUUUUAAUUACUGAUAAGCAGCUGCAUUAAAGUUAUCCUUUUGGCAAUAUGAA
Molecule: messenger RNA, 9117 nt
Organism: Anneissia japonica
Lineage: Eukaryota; Metazoa; Echinodermata; Crinoidea; Comatulida; Comatulidae
Product: mucin-17-like
Exons: 47
Coding region: 1-8415 (2804 amino acids)
Molecular function (GO): protein binding
Source: RefSeq, a predicted model, not a curated record